UCGUUCAUUCGUAUUAAGAAAAUGUUUUAGAUAACAGAAACUGUAAGCGAUUUGAUAAACGUUCAUUGAUUGUCUGUUCAAGCUCAGGGAGAACACUUGUCGCUUGUUAAAUCGAAAAAAUAUAAUGGAACAUAUUGUUGAGGUCGAAGAAAUUUCUAUAAAAGUUCCAUGGGGUCAUGUAGCAGCGAAAUGGUGGGGUUCACGUCAAAUUCGACCAAUCGUAAUGCUUCAUGGAUGGCAGGACAACGCUGGAACGUUUGAUCCUUUAAUUCCACAACUACCGAGACAUUUGAGUUAUCUUGCAAUUGAUUUACCUGGCCAUGGACAGUCGAGUCAUCUACCACACGGAAUGAUCUACAGUAACAUCAAUUACAUCUACGUACUACGUUUGAUAUACAAGCAAUUCAAUUGGGACAAAAUAUCGCUUGCUGGUCACUCAAUGGGGGCUAUAAUAAGUUUUCUUUAUGCCUAUUCCUUCGGCAACGAAUGUGACAUGGUUGUAGCAAUAGACGCAUUAGUGCCGAUUCCAACGAUGAAUCAUUUAGUCGUAGACGGCUACCGGAACGGACUAAACGAAAUUUUAAUUUCAGACGAGCGAAAUAUCGCCGGUACAGAACCACCCAGUUACAGAUACGAGACAACUGUAGAAAAACUAUUAGGUGGAACGUUCAGCAGCUAUACGAGAGAAUCAUUGCCAUAUCUACUGCAACGGGGAAUAAAAGCAUCAAAAUUCAAUCCUGACAAAUACUUCUACAUCCGAGACAAUCGCAUAAAAACGAGACUCAAUUUUUUCCAAAUGACUAAGGAAUCGUGGGUUGAAAUCGCUUCGAGUAUUACCGUUCCGUAUUGUUACAUAAAGGCACUGCAGUGUGGCUUCAAUACUCAAUGGGACUAUAUGGACGAAAUUUUGCAAACGAUGAAAGAUUCAAAUCCUUCAUUCGAAGUGCAUGGUGUGGAUGGAGACCAUCACGUUCAUUUAACCGAUCCGGAAAAAGUAAGUGAAAUCAUUGGCCGAUUUAUAGAGUUACAUCGACCGGUUAAUAUAUUUUCGAAAUUAUAGUUUUUUGCUCGAAAU
Molecule: messenger RNA, 1075 nt
Organism: Bradysia coprophila
Lineage: Eukaryota; Metazoa; Arthropoda; Insecta; Diptera; Sciaridae
Product: putative serine hydrolase
Cellular component (GO): membrane
Source: RefSeq, a predicted model, not a curated record